AUGAACCCCGCCGACCUAACCCUCUCCCUCUCCCCGACGCUUACGACGAAAACCCUGCCCACGCCGCAGUCUUCCGCGCAGAAGCAUGGUGGGAAAGCGCCCGUUCCGCGCAUUGAACUGGAACCCAUCGCGACCGCUCUCAAAGCCGCCCUGGGCGAGGGCUGGACGGAGUAUAAGACCGCCGUUAGUAGCUUCCUGCUGGGGAACAUCAAUCAAGCCGAGCUGAGCUACGUCAUCAACCCAUUACUUUCUCCGGCCUUGACGGUGUUGUCCGUACUUGACCCCGCGCGUCCGGCCACGUCGACACUACAUCUGCAUAAUCAAUUCUUGGUGUGUCUGUACGCGAAUGUCUACCGUGACGCCCCGCCGAGUGAAGUCGCGAGUUGGGUCGUCGCGACGGAUAAACCUGCGUCUACUUCGAAGAAUGGCGGGGCCGGUGGUGCGGGGGGCGUGGGGGGGAGCGAUGAGGCGGAGGAGAGGCUGAAGAGGGAGGUCAUGGGUCUUCAUCCGCGGGAUCGGCGGAGGUUGAAGAUGGUCAAGGAGAAUGCGAGCGCGGAUGUGGAUGCCGGGUUGAAGGAGAUGAUGGAGUAUCAUGAUGAGCUGGCUGUUAAACCACCGACGGCGAAUGCGCAUGCGAAUGAUGUGCCGCCGAGUGCGGGCGGGAUGGCGUUGGCGAAGGGGAAUUGGGAUAUCGAGACCCGGCGCCGAUAUGCGCAACCGCUUGCUGCGGAGACGUUGGAGUUCCCCACCCUCGCCGACCUGCAAUCCCGCAUCGAACCCAUCUGCGCGGAAGAAGGCUUACCCACCAAUACAACGGGUAUGCACGACCUCGCUGGCCUAGUCGAGCAAGCGACGGAAGUCUACCUGAAGGAAAUGAUCGGGACCCUCUGGUCGCAUGUUCGCGCGGAUGGGGUUGGGGAGGGUACGGUUCAGACUUCUGCGUUCCGGAAGCGGCUGAGGAAGGAAGAAGAGGAGGUGGAGAGGGGAGUCGUGCAGCGGAAUGCGCUGGGUUUAUUGCCGGUCGAGUUGGAGGUCCAGGCGCGGAGGAUGCCGUUGGAGAUGGAGGAUUUGCGGGUGGGGUUGGGGGUCGGGGACGGGUAUUUGCGGGGGAGUGGGCUUUUGGGGGAGGGGAUUUGGUUGGAGAGGUUUGCGGAU
Baudoinia panamericana UAMH 10762 is the source of this 1155-nucleotide messenger RNA. RefSeq lists its product as uncharacterized. The record is from RefSeq and is a predicted model, not a curated record. Gene Ontology annotation, biological process: regulation of transcription by RNA polymerase II. Lineage: Eukaryota; Fungi; Ascomycota; Dothideomycetes; Mycosphaerellales; Teratosphaeriaceae. The transcript has a single exon. Gene Ontology annotation, molecular function: transcription coactivator activity. Gene Ontology annotation, cellular component: SAGA complex. The annotation marks the transcript as partial.